GUUGGUAUUCAGAAGGGUCUGAAACAUCUUUUCUUCCCCUUCCAGGAUGAUCGACACCAGCGCAGUUCAGCAGGAGAGGCUGCAGGCCAUCGCGGAAAAGAGGAAGCGCCAAACCGAGAUGGAAAACAAACGACGGCAGUUGGAAGAUGAUAGGCGCCAACUGCAGCACCUAAAGUCGAAAACUCUGCGGGAAAGAUGGCUGCUGGAAGGAGCUCCUUCGUCCACAACCGAGGGAGGAGAUGCCAUGAAGAGGCAGAUGGAGCAGGACGACAUGAAGGCCAAGGAGCUGGAAGACAGCAUCCAGAAGCUGGAGAAGGAGUUGGAGCUAUUUGAAAACGGAGUCUCGGCAUCUUCAACCAAAGAGACCUUGGCAGAGGAAGAGAGACCCACCCGCUCACCAAAGACUCCAUUGGGCUCAGCCAAGUCCUCAAACAGUCCCAUGAAAGGGUUGGAAACAGGUGGCAUGAUGAAGGCAGCUAUGUACUCUGUGGAAAUCACUGUGGAAAAGGACAGAGUCACUGGGGAGACCAAGGUCCUGUCCAGCACCACUAGACUCCCCAAGGGCCGCUUGGUACAAGGGGUCAAAGUGUACGAGGACGAGAUGAAAGUGGUCCAUGCGGUCCAUGCCGAGGACGGGGCUGUCGAGAAUGGCAUCCACCUCCUGAGCUCGUCUGAGGUAGACGAACUCAUCCACAAGGCAGACGAGGCCUCCGAGAAGGCCAGCAAUCCCCCCAGCCAGAAGGUCACGCCCCGGAAAGAAAUCACCGGCGUUCAGGCCAAGCCAAUGAAGAGCCCGAAAGGCCCCCAGCCGAGCAAGGAGCAGCCGGUCACCAUGAUCUUCAUGGGCUACCAGAAUGUGGAAGACGAAAACGAGACCAAAAAGGUGCUGGGCCUCGAGGGCACGAUCAAGGCUGAGCUCGUGGUGAUCGAAGAUGCGGAGAACAAGGCGGCGGCAGACAGCACGGGGAAGGACCACGCCCCACCCAACGGCAGCGCCGUGGAGUCUGUGACGGCCCUCCCGCAGAAGGAAGAGAACCAGGCCGGCGAGAAGCCGACGGCCAACGACACCGACCCCAAAGAGACAGACAAGGAUCUCGACGUCAAAAAACAGCGCUGCAAAUGCUGUUCCGUCAUGUAAGGGGCCCGCCCUCCAUGCCAUGG
This is a messenger RNA of Euleptes europaea (tarantolino), 1161 nucleotides long. It is a transcript of the gene PALM, whose product is annotated as paralemmin. Gene Ontology annotation, biological process: regulation of cell shape. Lineage: Eukaryota; Metazoa; Chordata; Lepidosauria; Squamata; Sphaerodactylidae. The record is from RefSeq and is a predicted model, not a curated record. Bases 47 to 1138 code for a protein of 363 amino acids. Gene Ontology annotation, cellular component: membrane. The transcript has 8 exons.